AUGGUAGACGGCAACAUGAGAGGAACAAUAAAUGAUUUUUUUGGUGGAAAACCUCCAGCUUUUAUUUACGAAGAUAACCAAUGUAUGGUGUUCGAAGAAGAAUUUUCACCGCAAGCGCCGAUCCAUUUCCUCGUAGUGCCCAAAAAUAUAAUUACACAUUUUAGUGUCGCGACUGGUAAUGAAAAAAAACUUAUUGGACAUUUAUUAAUCGUCGCCAGAAAGGUUGCAGUUGACAAAGGAUUGGAUAAGAAUGGCUUUCAUGUGGUGGUGGAUGAAGAUAUCAAGACUUCAAGAUUUAAAUGUUUGCAUGUAUUUGGUAGAUCUCUGCAACAUAUGAUGUGGCCGACGGGGCCUGGAAGUCGACUU
Molecule: messenger RNA, 366 nt
Organism: Brenthis ino (lesser marbled fritillary)
Lineage: Eukaryota; Metazoa; Arthropoda; Insecta; Lepidoptera; Nymphalidae
Source: the annotation of a GenBank genome assembly